AUGGUUGUGACGGUGGUGGCGGUGGUUGUGUUUGUCGUUGUGGUGGUGUCUGGCAGUGGAACGCCUGAGGCCGGAGAAGGCCGAUACUCUACGACCAAGCGCUUCAAGAAAAGACUCACUUACAAUGCACUUUACUCUUCCCCUGGGUGGUCAGCCUCCCCCUCUCAUUUCAGGGUUUUCUCGGGGCUGAAAGUUCCGAGGCUCAGCCUUGAAGGCCGCCUUCGCUCCGGUUCAUGUGAAAGAUUGAAUGAUAGUGAUGGUUCCAUCGUUAAUAUAUAA
Messenger RNA from Morchella sextelata, 279 nucleotides. RefSeq lists its product as uncharacterized. The transcript is spliced from 4 exons. NCBI's taxonomy places the organism in Eukaryota, Fungi, Ascomycota, Pezizomycetes, Pezizales, Morchellaceae. The coding region runs from base 1 to 279 and encodes 92 amino acids. The record is from RefSeq and is a predicted model, not a curated record.